Messenger RNA from Bicyclus anynana (squinting bush brown), 5752 nucleotides. Its product is annotated as probable G-protein coupled receptor 158. Gene Ontology annotation, cellular component: membrane. The record is from RefSeq and is a predicted model, not a curated record. Gene Ontology annotation, molecular function: G protein-coupled receptor activity. Gene Ontology annotation, biological process: G protein-coupled receptor signaling pathway. NCBI's taxonomy places the organism in Eukaryota, Metazoa, Arthropoda, Insecta, Lepidoptera, Nymphalidae.
GAAAGCGUUCGCACGCGAUGUACGAUGCGGACGCUAUUGCUUAUAUAUUUCGCGACGUUAGUGAAUUGUGAAUUCAAAAGUGAAGUGAAACAUUUGAGGCAUGCCAGGACCUUGAUAAGGCAUGGACGCUCCAGGGUCCAUUUCAGUCGGACGCACACCAGAGCGAGGGACCUCGUCGCGCAAGUUAUAGAGGCUGAGACGAGUAGCGAAUUAGAGAGCAUCGACAAAUCCGGGGAAGACCCGGUCGCCUCGGCGCUCAGACCGUACAGCGCGCCCGACGACGACGGCCACAGAACGACCCCCGACAUGUUCCAGAAAUACUUCGGGAAUUAUUCCGGGAACGUCAUACAGAGAGACAGUGACACGACAGACGACGUGUCAUUACUGGAACACUUUAUCAAUCUAGAGCACAGUUACGACAACGACACUCAGAGAAUUCCGUAAGAUAUUAGAGAUGUUAACAAUACGAGUGUAGAUAGAGAUAACACGACGGUUGUCAGACCGAAUGUUCUCGAAGACGUUGUUACUAAGUUUCUAAGAUUGAUCGAAACUCAGCAUCUGCUAGGCGAGAACUGCACAGCUGGGACGCAUUUGAAUUUAGGGGAGGGUGUAGUAGAUAGGUACGCUCAAGAGAGGUUUAGGGUGGAAGCGGACGUCGCUGUUAAUAGAGCGAACAUGCUCACCAGGCUGUGGAAAUACGCCGGUCCUUCCGUCAUGCAUAACGAGUACCUGUUGCAUGCUAGUGUGUUCUCAAUGGUGGAGUUCGACGAUGACGUGUUCGCAGCGGGGAACUGCUACGACCAAUAUCAAUAUAAAGAUUACCAAUUGUUUUGUCCGUUCGCGUAUCGGUUACCCGAGGGGCCGAUACUGGCGAAGGAUCUGGCGGUCGAGUACAAAUAUUUGAGCAACACCUCGGAGUGGUUCUACAUCGCCCGUAAGAAUGCCGAGCGCGUGAUACGAAACCACAAUCAGUUCAGGAGAGGCUACAACACGUACACACACAACGACACGGCGCACACGGAGCGCGAGUUCGACGAGAUCCUGUCGGUGACGUACGAGGACGGCAAGUGGUCCAAGCCGUACUACGACUGCGGCGGCGGCAACAUCUGGAUGCUGACCUACACCGUGCCCUUCUUCGGCUACAACGGCACCUACUUCUUCAAAGGCACCAGCGGCAUCGACAUCGACCUGCGACGCGUGGACAUCGACCAGUGCCCGCUGCGGCCCGGCUCCACGCAGCUCAACAUCUUCGCCGGCACCGACAAGUGUAAGAAGAAGACCACAGAGUGCGUGCCUGUCCCCGGUCUCGGGUUCCGGCGCGGCUCGUACCGCUGCGUGUGUCGCCGCGGCUUCUACUUCCCAAACACCACCGCCGACAGUCGCUUCUACAACGGCAGCGACAUCGAGGAAGAAUACGAGAAGCAUCUCUCGAACCAACUGAGCCUGUACUCCAAAGCCACGGCAUUCGAGUGCCUGCCCUGUGCAGAAGGCUGCGAAGCGUGCGUGGAUGGGUCGCCGUGUGUGGCCGCCUUGAACUGGGUGGUGAGGACGACCAUCUUCGCGCUGGCCUGCUUCGUCAUAUCGUGCUUGCCGUUCAUCGUGUAUUUCACUAUCAAAUAUGGACAUGUUCGCGUGGUGCGCGCGGCGAGCCCGGCACUGCUGCGGGUGAUCGUGCUGGGCGCGCUGCUCAUCUACUGCACGACGCUGGUGAUGUACGGGCGGCCCACCGUGUUCACGUGCACGGCGCGCGUGUGGCUGCGCGAGGUCGGCUUCUGCUUGACGUACGGCGCUCUCAUGCUGAAGACGUGGAGAAUAUCGGUGAUCUUCCAAGUGCGCUCGGCGAAGGCGGUGAAGAUCUCGGACAUGUGCCUGCUGCGGCGCAUCGGCGUCAUCGUGGGCGUGGCGUGCGUGCUGCUGAGCAUCCGCACGCUGGUGGCGCCGCCCGCCGUCAUCGUGGGCCGCACCACCGACGACCUGAAGGCCUACCUCUGCAACACCGACUGGUGGGACCACUCCUUCACCACUUUGGAGGUGAUCUUCCUGAUGUGGGGCAUCCGGCUGUGCAUCAUGGUGAGGAAGGCGCCCUCGGAGUUCAACGAGAGCCGGUUCAUUUCCAUGGCCAUCUACAACGAGUUCCUACUAUCUGUCUUCCUUAAUAUUUCUAUGUUAUUUCUACAAUCACCCGCUAAUCCGGACCUUCUGUACAUAAUAUUCUUCUGCCACACGCAGCUUACUGUCACAUUACUUCUGUGUUUCAUUUUUGGUAGUCGGGCAUACAUGGUGUUCAAAGGUCAAGGGAAGGACGAAAGGGAGAAAACCAAGUUCAGAUCUCGACCAGCUGACUCUACCUACACCAUGACAACUAAUCGUACCGCACACUUUUGUGACAACAUGACUGAAAGAGAUUUGGAGGAGGAGUUCAAAAAAAUUUGUAACCAGCUAGAGAAGCUCAGAGAAAGGUGCGGAUCAGGUGCUCAUCUUUCGAAGAUAAUAGCUGCCAUGCAAGACGCAGCAACUUUACACGAACGAAACCAAGGUUCUACAGAUUCAGCGCCACUCAAACUAAACACUGUGUUCAGCGCAGUGGCAGGAAAGCUCAUGUGUACUGUGACACCGGGAGAAGAAUCGAGCAGCAGUGGCAGAGAUCUUCCAUUCGAAGCCCCUCCAGCGUAUAAACAGAAAAACUUCACUCUAGCUAAAAGCACGGAGAAUAGCAAUGCAGAACAAAGCCAAACAGAUGUGACGACAGACUCUCCAAAGAAAAGAACAGAUUUGAACGAGGAAGUUGAAACAAAAGAAGAAAAACAGAAUGGUGUUUUCAAAAUAUCAGGUGAAGCUGGCUGUAGUGACAUACGUCCGCCUGAAGUAGCCAUUAAAAAUGGUAUCGGCAAGAGUGAUAGAAGUGAAGUGAGGUCCAGUCCAAGUAGUACAGAGACUGUCAAAGGCGUCAGGUCUGGCCAUGCGAGGACUCAUGCCAUUGUUAUUAAUUUAGACGACAAAAGUCGUUUUACUGAGGAAGUGACGGUUUAGUACACUGUAAAUGAAGACUGUACUUACAUUCCACGAAAAUCCAAAACAAUAUUUAGAUGAUUUUCUCUUAAAUUACGUAAUAAAUAACUUGUUGAUCAAAGUGAGUAUAUUGCUAAAACCCGGUUAGCAAACAGACUUUGAAAUUGAUUUGUAACAUAAACAAAUUUACUUAGCUGAAACUUUUAAUUACAGGUACAUUUGAAACUUGUUUCACAAGUUUUUCAAGAAGAACUAUUGCCGUUUUAAAUCUGCAGUAGAAAACUUGGGUAGUUUAAAGAAAAUAAAUGUGCAUUGAGACAGGUUUACUGCGAAAGUUUUUCCUGUGAAUUCUUAGAUGACUAAAUGUUUUUGUGAGUAAAAUGAAAGAUUUAAAUCCUUGGAUGCGCCAUUGGCUUCUUUUAUUAUUAUUGUCUUAAUCCACAUGAAUAAAAUGUGACUUUUAUAGACCUUUUAUUGACAUAAAACUUAUCCACAGCUUUUCUGAGACAUUUUAACAAAUUGAUAUUUCCAAUUUGAAUCGAAAUCAUCUAAAAAUUGUUUUGUUAAGUCUGUUAAGUAUUAUUAUUUUGUAAAUGCUAGUCUGUACUGUGAUUUAUAGUUAUUAAAACUAGUUACGGGAAUUUUUAACAUUAAAAAAGUUCUUAUAGUUAUAAACAUGCAUAUCAAGAGUUACUUCCUUCGAAUAUUUUAACUGUAAAUAAAAUUUGAUCUGCUCGAAAUGUAAAUAAAUGACUUGAGAAUUUCGCUGGGAAGUUGUGCUUAAGUUGUGAUUGCUUGGUUGUCGGGUUCCUGGCACGUCGGAUAACAGUUUUAUCCCCGGUUAAGGGAUACUAAUUUUGCAUCCCAGUUUUAAACUGGUUUCAUGAAAUUUUCGCUGACAAGUUCGAAACUAAUUUAAAGAUUUACUCAAUUACCUACUCAAAUAAAUACUGUCGUCUUAAGUCGUUCUUUCGAAAUAGCUAUUCAUGCAGUUCUUCCAAAAAUUAAGUCUUUGUAAGUAAUUGUAAUACAUUUAAAAAUAUAUGUAAAUCUGUUAUCUAUAUGAUAUUUGUUAUAAUUUUGCGAUGUUGAAUUAUUAUUAAAUUUUGUUAUAUGAUAUAAUUAUAAGAAUGGUAUGUUGUAUAUGUAUAAUUAUGUAUGUGUUAAUAUGUUCUUAUUAAAGAACUAUGCCAAUGAUUAUGUGAUGGACUGUAGUAGAUACAUAUGUUAUGAUGAGAUGUUUCAUGAGUUUACUAAUAGUUAUAAAUUUCUAUUUAAAUUUCCAAAAGAUUUUACUACAAAUGCAAUUUUUUAGAAUAAUAUCAUACUGGUCUGGUCCUAUAAAAAGUUGUAUUCAUACUGGAAAAUAGCAGUAUACAAGCAGCUCUCAAACUAAAACUAUAUAUUAAAAUAUUUCUUUAUUGCCGUAAAUACUUCUUUUUUUAAGGAAAUUUAAUUGUAGUUUCUAGGAAGGUUAGAAAAGGACAAAACCUACUCGUAUUUUAAAAGUGGAAACACAUUUUAAAGAUUCAUUCAAACAAUUUUACACUAUUUUUUAUUAGGUGCGUUUGCAGUUUCUAUAAAAUUAAAGGGUUACAUAAUGAAAGACAAUUAGUGACAAUCGAUAUUGUAAAUACUCAUUUAAUAUACCUAACUAUUAAAGCUUUAUAUAAGAUCAAUACACACGAUUAAGAUUAUCAUGAAAAUAUCAACACACCGUUUCGUCCGCGUAGUUUCCGGAUCCCACAAGAUGACAUAAAAUAUAGUCUGUUACCUGCUGAUAAUGCAGCUUUCCAUCAGUGAAAGAAUUUCUAAAAUCAGUUUAGUGGUUUUGGUGCCUGUACGCUACAAAUAAACGAAAAAUCUUUCCUAUGUUGAAUAUUUGUAUUGACUAAAUAUUAUAAAGCUGAAGAGUUUGUUUGUUUGUUUGUUUGGUUGUUUGAUUGAACACGCAAUCUCAGGAACUACUGGUCCGAUUAGAAAAAUUCUUUCAGUGUUAGACAGCCAUUUAUCGAGGAAGGCUAUAGGCUAUAUAUUAUCCCCAUAUUCAUACGGGAACGAGAACCACGCGGGUGAAACCGCGGAGCGUCAGCUAGUUUAAAAUAAAUCUACCUACUAUUAAAGAAGAUUUAUUUUAAAUUUUACACUACCAGUUUCAAUAUAUGCGGUGCAUUCUACUUUAUUCAAUAAAUAUUUAUUUAUUGUACCGCUUAAGUAUAAACCAAAUUAAAUUAAUCGGAUUGAAAUUAAAAUUUAAUUUUGCAAUUGUGAGGCACUUAAAAGCUGCAUAAUAACGGCUUACAGCAUAUUAAAAAGCUCACUGAAUUAUAUUUUUAAUUAUAAUUUAUUCUUUAUUGCCAUAAAGUUUCAAAUUCUAGAAUUUGUAUGGGAUGCCAAAUUCUUGAAUUUGAAAUGGACAAAGUUUCAAUUCUAAAAAUCAAAUAAUAUUUCUAAAAAUCAAAUUCUACGCAGAGGAGACGCGAUGGUCUGAUAGAAAUAAAUAUUUAAGAAGCUUCAUUAUUUAUUUGAAUACAUAUCUUAUUCGUGUGUAACAAUCUUAUCCUAUAUGCAAUGUGAAUAAAUGUUAAUAUUAUAUUAUAAUAAAGAAAAACUUCUUCGUGAUGAUACGUAAUAUAAGUUUGGUGCGUUUUGGGUUGUAAGUAUUAUAAUAUUAAUUGAGAGAACCAAAGAUAAUGAGAUUAUUUAAUAAAAAUAUUAAUGAAAAUGAUUUUUUUUUGUGUAU